This is a messenger RNA of Paramecium octaurelia, 1346 nucleotides long. The record is from the annotation of a GenBank genome assembly. Lineage: Eukaryota; Ciliophora; Oligohymenophorea; Peniculida; Parameciidae.
AUGAUUCCCUCUAAAAUUAUUAAGAGAUAAGAACCACUUACUUCAAAUACAAUCUAAGAUGCAUCAUAAAUUAAAAAAGUACAAAGUAAUCUAAUGUUGGUAUCUAAAGCUAGUAGUUUACCAAAAUAGUUUUAGAAAAAUGAGAAAUUAAAAACUUCAGGAAAUAAAAUUGAAUCUAUUAAGCAUUCAAAAAAUAACUCUAUGAAUCAUUUAUCAACAACAGAGAACACUAAAAUAAUUGAUUCCAUUCAAAAUAUUUCUUCCAUUUAUAUUACAAGUAAAACAGAAGAAAUCCAACUCAAAAAUGAGAUCUAACUCAAAGCAUAAAUCAUUGCGGAUUUAAAUAAAAAUAUCUCUUAAUUAUAAUUUCAAAAUGCCAACUAGUAAAUCAUGAUCUCUUAACUUGAAAAAGAUGUUUAAUAAUUAAAUUAAACCAUAGAAAAAAUGUGUGAAUAACUAUCAAACUCUAAUAGUGAUUAUAGAAAUGAAUUACAAGAACUAAAAAAUUAAAUUGCAAAAAAGGAAUAAUUAAUAAUGUUCUAUAAAUCUGAAAACCAACAAUUAUUAAGUAUUAUUAAAUAGGGAUCCUAUGCUAAAAAUAAGGUAGAUAAAGAAAAUCAGCCUAAUGUCCCUUAAGCAAAUCAAUAGGAUUAAAUAAAUUGUCUAAAAGAUUAAAUAGAUCUAUAAAGAAAAUAGUUUUAAUUGACAGAGAAUUCUUUAUAGAAGUAAAUAUCAGAACUAAAUCAAUUUGUAAAUGAAUUGUUUUAUUAAUAAUCCACCGAAAGAGUAAAAACGAAUGUAAGCAAUAGAAUUGAUAAGGAUAUUAGAAAUAGAAAACUCUCAUUACAAAAUGAAGUUAUGGAUUGCUUCUAACAUUUUGAUAAAGAAUAAAGAUUAGAUCAUUAAUUUGAUAAUAUUUAAUGCAAUCCUAAUUAAUUGAAUGAAUAGCAGUUAAACACAGUUUAGACUGAUGAUCUAAAUACUAAAAAUAUAAAAGAAAUUACAAAAUUAAAGCAAGUUGUUCAAAUAUAAAAGAAACAAAUUGAGUCCUAGCAAAAGACUAUUCUUAAUCAACACUUCGAAAUUUAAAAUUUAUAAUCCUUGCUUUACAAAAAUGACCAAGAUAGUGUCCCUAAAUAAAGUAAGAAAAAAUAAGUUCAAGAAGAAAUUAUAACAAAUGAAUUUACAAAUUCUCCAAAAGAUGAUAUGUAAAUAUUCGUUAAAUAUUUAGAUAUCAUCUAAAUGAUAGCUAAAGUGAGAUAAAACCAAAAUACUACUUGGAUAGUAUUUAAAAUACAUUCCAGAAAUUUUAAGUUAUAACAGAAGAAAGCACUUUCAGAAGUUGA